Lactuca saligna is the source of this 938-nucleotide messenger RNA. The record is from the annotation of a GenBank genome assembly. Lineage: Eukaryota; Viridiplantae; Streptophyta; Magnoliopsida; Asterales; Asteraceae.
AUGAAUGUAGGUGACGGAUACUCGUUAACACAAAAUAAGGUUUUUUUUUCUCUUGAACGACUUUCAAUGUCUUUACGCAGACCUCCACUUCCUCGAUUACUUCUCAACAACGUUUCUUGCAUGAGAAACGCUCAACAAAUCUUACGCCACACAAACAUCUCAAUUCACGACGGUGGAGCCCUAGUACUCACCGGAGCAAACGGCUCCGGCAAGUCUACCUUCUUACGGAUGCUGGCCGGAUUCUCCAAACCAUCAGCCGGUGAGAUCCUAUGGAAUGGCCAUGACAUAACCGAAUCAGGAGUUUUCCACCAAUACAAACUUCAACUCAACUGGCUCUCACUGAAAGAAGCCAUUAAAUCCAACUUCACUGUUCUUGACAAUGUUCAAUGGUUUGAAGUUCUUGAAAGUAAACAAGGAAAAUCUUUACCUGCUCUUGAGUUCAUGGGGCUUGGACGACUUGCCAAUGAGAAAGCACGGAUGCUUUCAAUGGGUCAAAGAAAAAGAUUGCAGCUUGCAAGAGUGAUGGCCAUGGAUAGACCGAUUUGGCUGCUUGAUGAACCUUCUGUUGCUUUAGAUGAUGAAGGUGUGAAGCUUUUGGAACAGAUGAUUGCAGAUCAUAGGAGCCAGGGUGGAAUAGUCAUUGUAGCUACACAUCUCCCCAUUGAGAUUCAAGAUGCUAUGAUCUUGAGAUUGCCUCCAAGGUUUCCAAGAAGGAUAACUUUAGUAGACAUGCUUCCUCAUUGAGGUGAUACUUAAAUUAAGCAAUUAGGAAAGUUUCCCUUAUAUUAUAUAAUGAAAGGUUUCUUAUUGUUAUUUGAUUAGGAUGGUUUCAAAUACUAUUGUUUUUUCUUUACUAUGAAACCUUUUGGGUUCAUUGUUUUUUUUAACAUCCAUAAAUUAAGAUUAUAUGUUUUAGCCUUACGGUGAAUAAAUACCUA